GAACAGUAUAAAAGUCCUCACGACUCAGUACGCUUCUAAACACUUCUCUGGACUUCAUCUCCUCGGUGAACCGGUUCCUGUUGUGUGUUGCAGGUUUACCGCCACGCCAGAAAGAUGACUUUCCCCAGCCUGUCCUAUCCAGAAUGUGGAGUGGCCCAACCCAGUCCAGUUACUGGCAGCGCCAACGAGCCAUGCGUUAGGCAGUGCCCUGACUCCGAAGUGGUGAUCAGACCCUCACCGGUUGUCGUGACCCUCCCUGGACCAAUUCUCAGCAAUUUCCCUCAGCAGAGUGACGUGGCAGCCGUAGGAGCACCUGUGGUUGGAGCUGGUUUCGGAGGCUCAUUCGGUUUGGGGGGAUUGUACGGCUAUGGAGGCCAUUACGGAGGAUUGUAUGGUUUAGGGAGAUUAGGUGGUUACGGGGGCCUUUACGGUUACAGGGGAUUAUUGGGCCAUGGGGGAUACUAUGGUUACGGGGGCCUUUACGGUUAUGGGGGAUUAUUGGGCUAUGGGGGACACUGCGGUUACCCAGGCCUUUACGGUUAUGGGGGAUUAUGUGGUUCCGGCAUAUCUUCCCAUAGGUACCUCAGUGGAAGCUUUGGGCCAUGUUAA
Messenger RNA from Mauremys reevesii (Reeves's turtle), 609 nucleotides. RefSeq names its product claw keratin-like. The record is from RefSeq and is a predicted model, not a curated record. Gene Ontology annotation, molecular function: structural constituent of cytoskeleton. NCBI's taxonomy places the organism in Eukaryota, Metazoa, Chordata, Testudines, Geoemydidae. Bases 115 to 609 code for a protein of 164 amino acids. The transcript is spliced from 2 exons. Gene Ontology annotation, cellular component: intermediate filament.